GUUGGCGUUUAGAGACCUCGCUCACCUUGCAUCAGGUAUCAUACAGGACAGUCGAAACUUUGACAAGUCAGGUGGAAGCUAUACGCUGCAUCGAUAAAGUCGAAAUUAUCAAUUUAUUUCGACUAUAAGGAAUAAGCUUUAAUUUGCUCUUUAGCCAGAUGAUCUGGGAUUACAAUUACUGAUCGCAAGGAAAGUUUAUGAUAAGACUUGGAAUUUUAGAUCUGAAACUCCCGCCUCUCUUCGGUGUUCCUAGGAGUGAGUAAUGCUUGAAGGAAUGUGACCAGUCGAUAGCGAUUGCCACUGGGAAUCGGACCAAUGUGACAAAUGCGAUUAUAGUCUGCUACUUUCUAGCUGAUCCGAGUACGGGUGCGUUAUUUAAUUGAUGACUAAAUAAGAGAUUUCUUCCUUUUCCCGGAGAUUGUGGUGAAUAUUUUACAUACUGGAAAAUAGUCAGUGAUCGCAGUGCUGAUUUUCAAGCCCCACCAUCGGAAUUAUGUCCGUGAUUUAACUCUGCAAAAACGGAUUUUGAGGCAUCCAGAACGAACGGGCUUGGAUUUCCCAGAGUGGAUAUUACAGGCAAAAGGAUGACUUCCAUAUACCAGCUAACUUGCAUCCUCCUCCUUGGUUGCGCUAUUGAGGUGAGGUCCAUGCCUACGAUAGAGAGACGACCAACUAAUGUCACCAUUAGGCAAGACCAGGAAGCCCUCUUCGAGUGCAGAAUACGAGACCUGAGAGGAGGGGAGAUGAUGUGGAUCCAAGUUUCUUCAGGAACCGUCAUCAGCAGUAACGAACGGGUGCUAGCCGGUGCCACGCCCACCGAUGGGCAGUACAUCAUCGAAGCAAAUGCCAAGAGAGGUGAUUACAACCUGAAGAUCACCCAGGUACAACGUGGUGAUGUGGGACAGUACCUUUGCGGAUACAGCGUUGGUAGUGCCUUCGAGACACAGGGGGCUUAUUUGGAGGUGCUCGUGCCACCUUCUGAUGGCUUUCCUGUGUGUUCCGUGCAGCCGAGCAACACCAACCCAGCAGUGGGGGACACUGUUCACAUGAUGUGCCUUUCACACGGAGGUGUACCUCGUGCGGAUCUCACUUGGUACAAGAACGGGGUGUUGCUCUCUGAUCGACAGGUGUACCAGGAGGUCAAUGAUCUCGAGAGGGUGCUAGACCUGUCCGAUAUAGACGCUGUGUACGAGUGUCGCGCCGAAGGCCCUGGCAUCACCCAGGCACGCAGGUGUACGACGUCGUUAACACUCGCCGACCCAAUGGUCAUCAUCCGGCCUUACAAUCAGAAAGCCGAGGUGGGUGAAACAGUGACCUUUCUCUGCAACAGACAGGAUAAGCCGAACGAAGACAGGUUCAUGUGGUUCUUCCGAGGUGAACGCAUCACCUCGGCAUCAUCAAGGAGGUUCAACAUCGGUGAUUACAACAGGGCUUUGACUAUCAAAAAUAUAACGACGGCGGAUAGUGGCGCCAACAUCAAAUGCGUGGUUUCGAUCCUUCCAGAGCCCUAUACCGGUAGAGCUAAUAUAAUGGUUAGCAUCAUGACUGGGGAAGUUCUUGGAACCUUGCCACCGCCAAGAUUAGUUACAGAUUCACCGACAAGACACGAAUCUUCUUCGAUGGGCCGAAGAGGGGAGCACGAUGUUUCCAGUCCUGGGAUGUCGGUGGGCGCUGAUGGAACGCAAUCUACAGAUAAAACCGCCAUGUUUGUUAUCCUAGGCGCAUGUGGUGGACUGUUCAUUGUUAUAUCAGCUGUGGUCAUCAACUUCGUCGUCCUCAGGCGAAAGAAGCCCAAGAAAGACCAACCGAGACCCAAAUCAAACAUCAAACCUGUCGCAUCUGGCUUGUCACUGAUGACGACACAAGAUUCGGAAAGGUCUCUGUCGAGCUCUGAUUCCGUCGGCACAACAAAAACGACAGCGACGACGGUGGCGGCGCCGUGCUCAAAGAAGGAUGCUAAUUCGAAUAAGAAUAAGAAAGAGGGUUGCCAGUAUGCUGAGUUGGAUUCAAAUGUGUUAAGAUCAAGCGAAUACCAGGGACUCAAUGCCCCACCAAUGACCAUCUACGCAGAACCUAUAAUAAUACCAACGCGGGUGGUUCCUAGGCCGCAACACCAAGACGGUUUCCAUGACUACGCGUUACCAGACAUCCUGCCAGAGCUGGAAUUGCCUCUCGAAGACUAUGUCGAGCCCGACCCACCUCCAAGAAAUAAAAUUGGAGGUCAAGAGCAGCAAAAACCUAAGACCAAAGAAGCACCUAAGCUAGAAGAAAAAGUGCUAUCGCCGCAAAGUCCUGAUGGUGUUUACAUCGAAAUUAUCGCGUGAUUAACACGUUUCUUUAAAACCUUAUUAAAAAAAAGCAACUCUGUCAUCUUUCCAUAAAUCUUCUGAAGAUUGAUAUUCUAUUUUGCGAAUAUAUGCAUUUAUAUGAUUAUGGUGUAGAUAGUGGUUGUUCAUAACUCUUCAAUGGCUCUGCGGAAGACCAGGUUUUUAUUUGUGUAUACUGAACAGAUAAGACUACCCUGAAUAAAGAAGUGAAAUAAAUAACAACUAUAAUUAUCUGCACUUCCAGACUGAUUCGGCUGACAUGAUAAUCUUGCAGGAAUAUGGAUAUGAUAUCCCACGUGUGAAUUCUUCGCUGAACUUUUAACUUCGAAUUUCGUUCUCAUCCAUAUUUUCAUUAAUUGAAGUGAAGAUGACGAAGACAGUGAUAAAAUAAUAUUUUUUUAAAACUUUGAGGUGAUUGUAUAUUUAUUGUAAUAAGUACAGAACAAAGUAGCAAGAAUGAAUUGCAUUGGAAAUGCACAUGUACAGACCUGUAUUUGAAUAUAUUUAUUUGAAAAAAUGGCAAGUGGUCCCAAAUGUAUGUAUAAUCCAUCUCUUCUAUAGGCCCAACACUGAAUUUGAUUGCUUGAAAAUAUGAUAUUGUUAUGGUCAGUAGAAAUGAUUUACUUAGAAAUUAGCUUAUUAUUCUAGAAAAAGAAUGACAAAAUGAACGAUGUAUAUGAGGUAUAG
Messenger RNA from Strongylocentrotus purpuratus (purple sea urchin), 3014 nucleotides. Its product is annotated as basement membrane-specific heparan sulfate proteoglycan core protein. The transcript is spliced from 2 exons. Lineage: Eukaryota; Metazoa; Echinodermata; Echinoidea; Camarodonta; Strongylocentrotidae. Bases 585 to 2324 code for a protein of 579 amino acids. The record is from RefSeq and is a predicted model, not a curated record.